AUGCUGCAAGAAAAAAAGGCUGAAAGAAAGAAGACAAGACGAAGAAGAAAAGAUGGUUCUAUUUAUGUUGGCGGAGAUAUGGAUGAACAAAUUAAGUCAAUGAUUGAUGCUAUGAAAGGAGCCGCAAAAGUACUGCCACUUUUCCAAAUUGAUGUUUUUAUUUUUUUUAAUAACGGAAUGAUGAACGCAGUCAGUGAGUGGCUUGCUCCACUUCCCGAUAAGUCAUUGCCGGCUCUAGAAAUCAGGACGGAAUUGUUAAGGAUUUUGCAAGGGUAUGGGCGAUUGGAGCCAGGAACUUUAAAACAGUCAGGACUUGGACGAGCAGUUAUGCUGUUAUAUAAACAUCCUAGAGAAACACCAGAGAAUAAGCGUUUAGCGCAGAAUUUACUUAGAGAGUGGGCUCGUCCUAUCUUUCAGCUGGAAACUGAUUUUAGUACAAUGACAAAAGAUGAGCGUGUUCAACGUGAUUAUGCGCAGCAGCCUGAAGCCAAGAAACGACUUAUAAAGUUGUUUUUUGCGGAACAAGAUAAAGAGUCUGAACCACGUCCUGGCGAUAAAGGUUUUAUUAUUCGAGCCAGAGUGCCUAGGCCAUCACAGAAGGAUUAUGUAAUUAGACCAAAAAGCAAUGUAGAGGGUCAGUUCCAUGGGGCUACAAAAAGCCGUCAAAAUUCUAGGUUUGAUAAAGCACAAAGGGAAUUUCGAGAAAGGAACAAACAGACCAAGAACAUGCGUGCAAUGAAAGUUAGCAUUGAAGGUCGGAAAAUGGAUAUUUGA
Enterobius vermicularis (human pinworm) is the source of this 774-nucleotide messenger RNA. The record is from the annotation of a GenBank genome assembly. NCBI's taxonomy places the organism in Eukaryota, Metazoa, Nematoda, Chromadorea, Rhabditida, Oxyuridae.